Molecule: messenger RNA, 858 nt
Organism: Exophiala bonariae
Lineage: Eukaryota; Fungi; Ascomycota; Eurotiomycetes; Chaetothyriales; Herpotrichiellaceae
Exons: 1
Coding region: 1-858 (285 amino acids)
Source: RefSeq, a predicted model, not a curated record
AUGAAGAUCACUCAUGGAGGCCAGAUGGACUACACAAGCGCGGGACUACAACACCGACCAGGCGCCCCUACAUUCAAACUGUUGAUCUUGGGUGAGGAAAACACACCAGCAAACUUCAACCUCAUGCUCGCACGGCAAGAGAGCUUUUACUCGCCCCGCCAUCACCACAACUUUGAACAAUUCCGGUAUGCAUACAAAGGUGACAUCUCGCUUGGCGAAGGCAAGGCGUGGUUACUUCGAGAGGGGGAGUUGGCAUAUUUCCCAGAAGGGGCGUGGUAUGGGCCGCAAAAUGACGGAGAGGGCGUGAGAGAGGUACUGGUGCUUCAGUUUGGCGGUCCGAGCCACCAUGGCUACUUGAGCUUUCGCCAGCUGCGUGAUAUCCAGGCUGAAAUGACGGAGAAAGGCGCAGGAGUGUUUGGAGGCGGGAAGUUCACGCCCGCAGGAGAAGAAACGCAGCCGAUCGAUGGGUAUGAGGCCUUGUGGCAGUUCCACAAUUCGCAAAAGCUUCAAUAUCCUGUCAGCCGUUAUCGACAUCCUGUUUUAAUUACGCCAGAGGCGUUUGAAUGGCAAACAAUCCAUCCCCUGGGCGACGGUCAUGCCAAAAUUAGGCCUCUGGGGGUUUUCUCUGAUGGCAGCGUUGCUGCCAACCAGAUCCGAAUCGACUGUGGCCUUGUCCAGGUGACGGGUAAAAAGGGCACGCAACUCCUUUUCUUUUCCAAAGGCGCUGCAGAGGUUGACGGGCACAAAUGCCGAGAGCAGUCAGCCAUUCGGCUGGAUCCUGGCGAGGAAACAGUCGUGUCAGUUGGUGUGGAGGGUGCUGAAAUACUUCAGUUCGUAUUGCCCGAUUUUGAGAAAUAG